AUGCCCGUCUCAUCAAAUUACCGCGUGAUCGAACCGCACCCGUCGGUACCUCACUCCACCCGUCCGGCUGUCUACACAGGUCGCGGAGGCUGCGGCAAUGUUGUCAGCCUCAAGAACACCAAGACUACCAACUCGCGGACUGCCACUGGCCCGGCUUCGUUGACGCGCCUCAACUCUCACACCCCCAUGACCUUCACUUCCGGCCGUGGUGGUGCCGGCAACGUCCACAGUAGCGGCGAGCGCGCUAUCUUCAGUUUCGAUGAGGAACUUGAGCGCGACCUUCGCCGUGCUGCUCCCGUCUACCACGUUGGCCGUGGCGGUGCUGGCAAUAUGAUCUACCGCGACGACUCCUCCAACUGCAGCCUCAGCCGCAGGUACUCCGCCACGAGUACCAACACUGCCAGCAGCUCUGGCUCGGUGGCUGAUCGUGCCCGCGACAUGGCCCGCCGUGGCCUCGAGAAAGGCUGGUGUAAGCUCAAGGGCACUGCAUAG
Molecule: messenger RNA, 492 nt
Organism: Penicillium canariense
Lineage: Eukaryota; Fungi; Ascomycota; Eurotiomycetes; Eurotiales; Aspergillaceae
Product: DUF3602 domain-containing protein
Exons: 1
Coding region: 1-492 (163 amino acids)
Source: RefSeq, a predicted model, not a curated record